Messenger RNA from Penicillium maclennaniae, 1254 nucleotides. RefSeq names its product WD40 repeat domain-containing protein. The transcript is spliced from 4 exons. The record is from RefSeq and is a predicted model, not a curated record. Bases 1 to 1254 code for a protein of 417 amino acids. Lineage: Eukaryota; Fungi; Ascomycota; Eurotiomycetes; Eurotiales; Aspergillaceae. Gene Ontology annotation, molecular function: protein binding.
AUGGCCCCAUUACUGACGAAGAGCCAAGCUGAAGAGCUGCACAAAGCCAUGCUUGGGUAUCUGUCAUCAAUUAACGCAUCCCAAAGCAUAAGUGUUCUCCGAGAAGAACUCGAAGUACACCACUCCUUGACCGAAGCCUCCGUCAAGAAAUACGAAGGACUCCUGGAGAGAAAAUGGACCAGUAAUGCACGACUCCAAAAGAAAAUAAUGGACCUAGAAUCCCAACUAUCAACUCUCCAAACCCAACACAUCCACACAAAUUCGACACCCAAAGACCCCAGGACAUGGCUUCCGGGGCCAGCAAUACAUACUCUUCAGUCUCACCGCAGCGCCAUCACCGAUAUAGCCCUCCACCCAAUCCAUAGCACCCUUGCUUCCUCCUCCGACGAUAGCAGCAUCAAGAUCUGGGACCACGAAUCCGGCGACCUCGAAAAAACCCUUCGCGGCCACAUCCGCAGCUGCAAUGGCGUCGAUUUCGGCGGCUUUCCCGAAACAUUGCUCGCAUCCUGUUCCAGCGACCUGACAAUCAAGAUCUGGGAUCCAGCAAAGGAAUACGCGAAUGUGCGGACAUUAUCAGGACAUGAGCAUUCGGUGACGAGUGGGGGGAAUUUACUAGUAUCGGUAAGUCGGGAUGGGAGUGUGAGGAUCUGGAAUGUGGGAUCGGGAUUCUGUGUUCGAGUGCUGUAUGCUAGAGAUUGGAUCUAUGCUGUUUGUCCUUCUGGGGAUGGGAGAUGGAUUGUCUCUGGGGGACGGGACGGAGGGGCGACGAUUUGGGAUCUGGCGUCUGGUAGUGUGAAGGCUGUGUUGGAUGGACAUGAGCAUUAUGUUGAGUGUUGUGUUUUUGCGCCGGUGGCGAGUUAUGGGGCUUUGGCUAAAAUGGCCGGGGUUAAGAGGCCGGAUUCGGGGAGCUUGGGGGAGUUUGUGGCUACGGGGUCGAGGGAUAAGAGUGUGAGGCUGUGGAAUUCGAGGGGGAUUUGUAUCAAGCGGUUGGAUGGACAUGAGAAUUGGGUGCGAGGGUUGGUGUUUCACCCGGCGGGGAGAUAUUUGAUCAGUGUUGGUGAUGAUAGAUCUAUGCGAUGUUGGGAUCUGGAGCAAGAGGGGAGAUUGGUGAAGACGCUGGAAGGACAUGAUGCCUUUGUGACUUGUAUUCGAUGGGCGCCGAGCAUGCAGGGUGAUAAAGUGGAUGAGAGGAAGGGGAUUCGAUGUGUGGUUGCCACUGGAUGUGCAGACUCACGGGUGCGAGUGUUUCGAUAG